Molecule: messenger RNA, 649 nt
Organism: Vollenhovia emeryi
Lineage: Eukaryota; Metazoa; Arthropoda; Insecta; Hymenoptera; Formicidae
Exons: 1
Source: RefSeq, a predicted model, not a curated record
AUGACGGACCCGACGGAAAGAGUCCCGACGCGCCCACGGGUGACGCCUCCGCCCGCCAAACCACCCCUAGUCGGGGUAACUCCGACACGGCCACCGGGCUCCACGGCGAAACGAGGCGACGCGGAGAAAUUUUGGCGGAAGGCCAUGGCCCGCCGGACCAGGAAUAAUCCGGAAAGGAUCCGCCGCGGGCUCGACGGACCACGACGACCACCGGAGAGUAUCCCGGUGGUGCACCUCUCCGAGGAGGAGAACGAGCCGCCGACCGACGCCACCCCUUCCUCCGCUCCAACCGCCGGGCCCACCAUCAGGCUCGUCGAGGUCUACCCGCGCCAUACCUUCCGGCUGCUGCGACCACAGGGGAGCAAAGGAAGGUCCGCCGUUUCUGCGACCGGGGCCGCUGCCCCGAAACCGGCGGAAGUAGUAGCCGCUCGACCGACCGUUCAGCCCCCGGCACCAAGGAUGAACAGCGCACCGGCCGCCACCACCCCCGGGCCCGUGCCAGCCGUAGGGGACGCCCGAUCCGACCCCGUCUCCUCGGGAAAAACAGCGCCGCGGAUGCCCCGCGACCCAUUUUGCAUACGACCGACGGCACCGAGGGAGGAACGGGACGUGGUGGUGGAUGGGUGCCUGAUCCGGGUGCCCAUCGGCA